This is a messenger RNA of Chara braunii, 945 nucleotides long. NCBI's taxonomy places the organism in Eukaryota, Viridiplantae, Streptophyta, Charophyceae, Charales, Characeae. The record is from the annotation of a GenBank genome assembly.
GCCCUUGCACAAAUGUCGUCUGCGCACUCUAACACAAGGCACCCCAGUGCUGGCGGCGAGGACGCGCGCUGCGGUAGACGAAAGGCGAAACACGGGAGCCACGUCAGCGCAAUCCGGGUGAUGACGGAGGGUCCGUCCUGCGUGGCAGCGGGGGGAAAGUCGCGGCAGAAGCGCGCGCAGUUGGCGGCGAGGCGACAGAUGGUGCAAGUGCGGGUGGUCACUGUGGCCCCCGUUGCGGCGACGAGAGAGGAGGCGGCAGUUGUUUCGACGGCGAGAGAAGAGGCGCGUGGUGAGAACAGAAUUGAUCGGGACGGCGGCGACCCCGGUUCAAGCCGGCCACAUAGGGGUGUGAUGACGAAAGAUCUCAUAGAUCAUGUCGUACUUUGGGUUGACGACAAAGCUUUCUGGACGACGGGGCAGGGGCGAAGACUAUACAACAUCGUCCAUGAAACGAAAGAGUACUUUGUCGCCAUCACCAGCGGCCUUCCAGCAUUUGUCGUCCCUCGGAGCGUGGUCCUGCCCAAAUCCAGCACGAAGGUGGCCAGGAUCACCGACCCAUCACAUCUACAGCAAGCGAUCUCCCGUGCGGCGGCAGUUGAGAACAUUGCUCUGCGCAUCUUGCACAGCUGGAUAUUCAAGUCCGGGAACCGCCCAAGGGGAUACAGUGUGGCUUUCCAGUACUCGCCGGAAUCCGUCGCGACAGACAUUGCACAUGCAAUGUGGUACGACGAGGAGCGGUGCAACGUCGUCAGUGCGGCGGUAUGCGCGCACACGAUAGAUAUCUCCAUGGACUUGCCACAGUGGUUCGUAGGCGCCAACAUCGAGGACAGACCCGACGACGACGACAUGGCGGCGUACCUGGACUCCUAGAGUCCACCGUCAUCCGCGCCGCGUAUGUUUUCCUCGCGGCGGUGCAAAUGGGUGCGCACAUCGACUGCGACUUCA